AUGACCGCCCACCUCUCGGACACCAUGUCCAACAACGAGGUCACCGGCACCAUGCAGCAUCACAACCGCAUCAUGAACAUUCAUGGGUCUGGGAAAGACAGUUUGGCGGCUCCUGUCAAUGUGACCAUCAAGGCUCUGAAGUCCAACUCUGCCGUGGUGACAUGGGACAUCCCCGAGGGGGACCUUGUCAUCGGCUUUGCCAUCACACAGCAGAAGAAGGACGUGCGCAUGCUGCGCUUCAUCCAGGAAGUGAACACCACCACCCGAUCCUGUGCAUUAUGGGACUUGGAGGAGGAGACCGACUACAUUGUGCACGUGCAGUCCAUCAGCAUGAGUGGGCCCAUGAGUCAGCACAGCGAACCCCUGCGCUUCCGCACGCCCAAGGAGUCUGAGACACAGGCCUCGAAGAGUAAAGACGAGGUGACCAUGGAGGAAGUGGGAGCUCAGCUGAGGGCAGGGGAGUUCAUCAUUAUCGUGGUGGUGCUGAUCAUGUGGGCAGGUGUGAUCGCUCUCUUCUGCCGUCAGUAUGACAUCAUCAAAGACAACGAGCCUAACACCAACAAGGACAAAGCCAAGACCUCAUCAGAGUGCAGUACUCCAGAGCACCCGACGGGGGGGCUGUUGCGCAGUAAGUUCCCCAAGAACAACAACAACAACAACCGGGCGCCAUCUGUGAACAUCAUCGAGGAUGAGGCUGGGACUAUGGGUCGUGGCCAGCCCUUUGGCAUGGGGCCUGGGUGUGAACUGGGCCCUCAGGACUCCAGGGUCCAGGUCUCAGAGGAGAGGCUCUAG
Messenger RNA from Salvelinus namaycush (lake trout), 792 nucleotides. RefSeq names its product fibronectin type III domain-containing protein 5-like. The transcript has 7 exons. Bases 1 to 792 code for a protein of 263 amino acids. The record is from RefSeq and is a predicted model, not a curated record. Gene Ontology annotation, molecular function: protein binding. Lineage: Eukaryota; Metazoa; Chordata; Actinopteri; Salmoniformes; Salmonidae.